This is a messenger RNA of Spizellomyces punctatus DAOM BR117, 684 nucleotides long. RefSeq lists its product as uncharacterized. The coding region runs from base 1 to 684 and encodes 227 amino acids. The transcript has a single exon. NCBI's taxonomy places the organism in Eukaryota, Fungi, Chytridiomycota, Chytridiomycetes, Spizellomycetales, Spizellomycetaceae. The record is from RefSeq and is a predicted model, not a curated record.
AUGGACAAGAACGAUACACGCUCUGAGCAGGAAAACGUUCCCGCGACCAACGAGAGGACUGUUCCCGGUGGAGGUACUAAAAAACAAGCUACAGUGACAUCUACCGCUCCUCUGAAUGGGGGUCAAAGCCACCAAAACUAUGCUCCCUGGGAGUACCGUGCUCCCCGCUUCAAUCCAAGCUACCUCGGAGGACAGGCCCGUCCUUACUCUGCAUAUGCGCAGGAUAACUAUCAAAAAUCAAACCAAUACCAUCCUACCCAUGCCUAUUCCGCUUCUUAUGCCCCAUCUUUGCGUGAUAACGAAUUGCCACCAAGAGUAAUUAGUUCUUCACAUGCUGAUGUCCCCCGCCCAUCCUACCCGUAUGCAUACCAGCAUUACCAACAAAGUUAUAACAGAGCACAAUCACAGUCGUAUCCAAAUCCAUUGCAUCUACAUAAGCCGAACUCACCGAUCUGGAACAGAAAAGCUGAUUCAGAAUUACGACAAACCGGGGCAUAUGCCGGAAUCCCACCUCCUGCAUACAACCUACCUCCACCGCCCGCAUUCUCGCAGAAGCUCUCCGGGACUUAUGAAACACGCACUCCUAACAUCAUAACAGGCGAUACAGAAAAGGAUCUGCGCGACCUGCUUUCCAGUAUUCCGGAUGAUGACGCGUCAAUAGAUAGCGAACAUCAACACAGCUGA